Messenger RNA from Mercenaria mercenaria, 6146 nucleotides. RefSeq names its product glutaminyl-peptide cyclotransferase-like. The record is from RefSeq and is a predicted model, not a curated record. Gene Ontology annotation, molecular function: zinc ion binding; glutaminyl-peptide cyclotransferase activity. NCBI's taxonomy places the organism in Eukaryota, Metazoa, Mollusca, Bivalvia, Venerida, Veneridae. The transcript has 7 exons. The coding region runs from base 95 to 1198 and encodes 367 amino acids.
AGGAAUCGUACUUACUCAGACGCUUGACGGAUCUGACAACGUAACAUCUGUUGUUUCAGGAACUUUUAGAAGUUGUUUUCGUGCUAUCAGAAAGAUGUGGACUCAAGUUUCUUUUGUAUACAGUUUUCUUCUUUUCGGAGUUUACUGUUUCGUAUUGCCUGAAAGUAGUUCUGCGCUCAAUCAGCGUAUGAAGUUUAGUAGUACUAAGGAGCUUCGUAUCUUGGCCUCCGACAUUUCCAGUAAUGAAGAUUACAAAAAUGCAGAAUUGCGGUCUCUAGCAGGGCCUCUGCUUGUUCCUCGAAUGCCGGACACCGACAGUCACAGUAAAGUUCAACAGUAUAUAAAGAACCACUUCCAAAACUUGAACUGGAAUAUCGAAGACGACACAUUUACAGACAAUACACCAUAUGGAACAAAACAAUUCAAUAAUAUUAUAGUUACUUACGAACCUGAAGUUAAAAAUAAGCUUGUGCUGUCAUGCCACUAUGAAUCGAAAAAUAUGACAGACAGGAAAGGGAACGCAUUUAUUGCUGCUACUGAUUCAGCCAUUCCGUGUACAAUUUUGUUGGAUAUUGCCUCGAAACUGGACUGUUCUUUAAGAAGGAAAAGGGAAAAUAGAAAAUUACCUUUAUCAGAAGAUGUAACGAUACAGAUGAUUUUCUUCGAUGGUGAGGAAGCGUAUAAAGAAUGGACUGCAACAGAUUCCCUUUAUGGUUCCAGGCAUUUAGCAAAGUGGUUACGUGAUGCAGAGGACCCUUACUACCCGGGAACUAAAAGAUUAGAUAAUAUUAGUCUCUUUGUUUUGCUGGAUUUGAUUGGAACAUCUGAUGUAGUUUUCAAAAACUUUUUCCUUAAGACAGAUCCUCAUUUUACAUGGUUACAGAAAAUAGAAAAAUCAUUAAAGAAGGCAGGACUUUUAAAUCCUAAUGGUUUGCGUGUAGCAGGUGUUCAGGAUAAAGUACUUUUCUCCAGUGCUAGACCUUGGGGUGGUAUAGAAGAUGAUCAUAAACCAUUCUUACAUGCAAGACCAGAUCUGCCUGUAUUACAUUUGAUAUCAGCACCAUUCCCACACGUCUGGCACACAAUGGCAGACAAUGCAGCAGCCAUCAACUGGGACGUCACAGAUAAUUUCAACAGAAUAUUCCGAGUGUUUGUUGCCAACUACUUACAUCUCUCAGCUGUUGUAUGCAGAAAAUAGACUGGUUUAGAUAUACAUUCCAGGAGGACUGAUGCCAUAACAACCAACAAAAUGGCUGACAAUAAAAAGAAAUAAAUAUUUUGAAGAAAGGUUGACAAAUGGAAAGACGAUUACAAUAUAGAUUACCACCCAACAAAUUGAAAAUGAUGAAUAAUGAUGAAUAAUUAUCAUCUCAGGGCUACAUAUAAAUGAGGGAAAAUAUUAAAUAAUGUUAAAGAAUUAUUUGCAAAAAUGUGUCUUCCAUCAAACAGUUAAGGUACUGUAAAAUCAUCUAAUUCUGUGGGCUUAAAAUUUCAUGGUCUUGGUAAAAUUGGCUGUUUCAUUGGGAUAUGAAUCUUAGAAUUUUACUUCUGAGGACAAAACUUGUUCAACUUGGUUAAACACAGCCAAGAAAUCCACAAAAAUUAGUUCCCCACAAAAAUUAAUGAUUUCACAGUAUCUAAGGUGUCUAAAAUACUUGUGCGCAAGUCUUGUAUUAGAUUUCUAGUCAAAAUGGACAUGACUUAGAUUGGUCGUAGUAGACUGAUGCUUGUAUUUUCAUGGCUUUAUUCUUUGAUUUGUUUGUAAGAAUCUUAAUUUUAUGAUUAUUGAUUGAUGUCAAAUCACUAAAUAUAUUCAGGGGAUAAUAGGUGUCAAACAGCUAAAUUUAUAGAGGAUUAUAGGAAAUUGCCAAAAAAAUUUGUUUUGUGUUGUGCCAAACCUUAAAAAAAUUGACUGGUAAUUAGAAAAAAAUUGUGUUUGUCUUACUGAUUAAAAAAUCAUAUUUUAUUCAUUGAACAUAAGAUUAAAUUUACUUUGAGGUAAAUAACUUUUUUGAGAUUCCGAAUUUAUUUUUAGUUGUUGAGGACAUAAAACAUUUAUAUCAUUCUUAUUUUUGAACUUUUUGUUUCUACAUGAUCAGUUAUGUCUUUAUUCUUUUAAUUUUUGUUUUGAAUUCAAGUUAAUGUUUAUCGUUGAUUGUUACAACCCAUAUAGUAACAUGUAUUUUGUAUAGUAUACAUGUAUUGUGAAAGCAUAGUUAGGGAAAACCAAAUGUUACAUAACAAUCAACAUUAACUGCUACAUUCACGUGCUGGUCAUGUGAUAGAAAACUAUGAUAUCUGCAUCACCGAUAAGUUCUUUAUGAAGUUUGUUUUUUUAUUAGCUUUACUUGGGGAACAGCUGCUACUGUGAAUGCUACUGUGUAUGUUAUGUUUGUGACUCAUCAAAAGUGUUGAAGUGUGUUCACAUCAUUAAGUGAGUGAAUGAAUGGUGUUUUCAUUUUAAACUUGACUAUACAAAGUAUAUGGAGAGCUAUCCUACUCACCCCGGGCAUCAGCAUCAACAUCUUUCCUCGUCCCCACCUUGGUUGAAGGUUUUUUUACACUUUCUAUUUUUUCUCCAUUUCCCUGUAAUAACCUGAUGGAUUUCUUUUAAACUUAAAAGAGUUAUUCCUCAUCAUCACCCACAUCAUAUGGCACAAGUGCUAUAAAUCUCACACCAAUAUUUCAUGAAUUAUCCACCCAUUUUACUUAGAAUUUCAGGUUAAAGUUUUCAUGCACUUCCACUCUAUCUCAGUUAUCCUAAAUGGUGGCAAGAGUUGUGCACCAGUAUUUUAUGAAUUAUGCCCCAUUUUUGCUUAGAAUUAUACUUAUGUAGUGUUUUGAUACUCUUUAUCUUUACCUCUCUUAUUACUUAAUAUUUUUGACACAGACUCAAGCUACUGUGCAAUAUCUUCAUCCACCAUUGGAGUCAUCAAACACUCCAGUGACAGCUCCAGUUUCCUCAGAUGUGCCCAGUUUCACUAUCCAUCAUCAUAAUAGUCUAGUGUGCUGUCUCCUGUGACAGCUCUUGUUGAAAAACUGGUUUUGUCUAUCCAUUUCAUAUUGUUAACACUGUCUUUUAAAAAUCUGUGGAAUAUUUGUUGGUUCACCAGUUGUGUAACAGUUUGUUGUUGUUUUUUUUUUUAAAUAAAUUAUUAAUCAAAAUCACAAGUUUCACACCAUUUUAUUGUGGUGGUUUUGAGGAUUUUUUUUGGUAUUUUUGAAGAUAUCUUUAUUUACCUGAAGCCAAAAAAGUGUUUGCAAUAGGAGAAUUCCUGACUAAAAUUUCAGUCCAGAUUGUAUAAAAUUGUUCCUAAGACAUACUGUUUUUAUGUAGAUGAUUUAUUGAAUAGAGUGAAAAAGUACAAAUUUUUCGAACAAAUUUUUUGUCUGAAAUAACUUAUGUUAACCAUAGAAAAUUCACCAAAACGAUAUUUAUUAAGUAAGAAAAAAUCAGUAAACCACAUUAUCUUUUAAAAAGUAAGUUUCUAUUUCCCCUCAAUGAGUUCUUAAAAAUGAUGCAUAAUAUAAGUGUUUUCACAGGCAUAAAAGAUGGAAGUGGUGUAAAAUUUUGUUACAGAAAAGAUGAAUGAACAGUAUUUGAGUACUGCUGUAAAACAGUAGGGUUUUGCGGCCAGUCUGGAUCCAGAUCAACUUGGACAUGCAGCCAGUCUGGAUCCAGAUCAAUCUGGACAUGUGACCAGUCUGGAUCCAGAUCAACCUGGACAUGUGACCAGUCUGGAUCCAGAUCAACCUGGACAUGCGACCAGUCUGGAUCCAGAUCAACCUGGACAUCUGUACAGUCUGGUCUGAAUGCAAACUGUUUAUCAGUAUGCAGUAUACUGAAAUUAAUAAACAAAAGAGCACCGGAUCCUUACUGAUCACAAAGCCCGAACAUUGGUUUCUGUUUCAAUGGGGCUCAUUUUUUUCUAUGUUUAUUCAGCAAUAACCUGACACAUUGUACCUCUUCAUGUGAAGUUUUCACUUUAGAAUGUUUUGCAUCAUAUGUUUAACACAAGUAAAAUGUAUAUUAUGUUAGUUCUUGGUAAUGUUGUGCUGAUUGUUUAGUUGUUGUCAUGUUAUUUUAAAUUAUGUUUAGCUAUCCCACCGAUCAUGAAGUUUUUAAAAUUUUAUUGUUAAAAAGUAGAUAAUCAAAAUGAUAUAGACAUGUUUAGCAUCUACAUCUGAUAUCAUUCAUUUAGUUUGAGGUCUGUGAGUAUAAAGAAUAAAAUGUAAGCUUUUAAAAUUUACUAUACAUAUGACACUUGGGUGAUAUCUUAUUUUGGGAUAUUUUUAACAUUACUUAUAACUGGCAGAUUACUAUAAUUAUCAUUGUUUUCUUCUAUUAAGUAACUGUUCCUAUGUUAAAGAUGUCCAUCAAUAUUUGGUUCUAAUUCCUGUUAAUUGGAAAGUUUACUUUCAGAACAAUUGUGAAGUUAUGGUAUAACUUUGAUUACUUUGUGUUUAUUUAGAUACUGAUAUUUCAAGUACAUGUAUAUCAUUUUAAUGAUAAUUAUUUUCACAGAUAAAGACAACAGAUUAAGCUGUUUUAGAAAUUUUUAGAAUGCAUGUUCUUAAAUGUGUCCUAAAAGUAUGCAUAAACUUACAGGCAUGAUGAAUCUCACAUGACUUAUUGUCAGCUAAGCACAAAAAAAAAUAAUUUAUUGCUUUCAUAUAGCAGUGUAAUACAUUUUUGGUGGAGGUGACAAAUAGUGCUUUCAAGAGAUACAGACUACAUUCAUUCAAAACAUUUAUAUUAAAUUUAUAGAUUGUAACCUAAGACUUUGAUUGUUAUGCCCCACUUUGACAAAGAGGUGUUAAAUUGCUGCUCAUUGCUGUUUGUCCAUCUCUUGGUAGACCAUUUGUUUUCUGAGCAUUAAUAAGAGAAUGCUUGGUUUUAAAGAAUGAUGCCUGAUGACACCUGUUGUUGAUGGGGUUAGUAAACCAAAGAAAUAAUGCAUCUAUGGUCAGUAUUUGACCCCUAUCAUCUUAAGUGUCAGUAGAAUAUAGGUCAAGGUCACUUUGAGACUUAAAUUGUUUCCGCUAAACCUUUUGCUAUACAGUUGUUGAACUUCACUAGAUGAUUGCCUUUUGUCAUUAUAUGACCACUAUUAUUGUAAGUGUCUGUAAGUUAUAGGUCAAAUUGGUCACUGUUUCUUUGAGACUUAAAUUGUUUCUGCUAAACAUUUUGGCUUGCAGUUGUUAAACUUCAUUGGAUGAUUGUCUGUUGUCAGGGAUUGAGUAUUUCAAAGGUCAAGGUCUCAGUAACACUGAGACUUAAAUUUUUUUAACACAAUUAAUUGAAUAAUGAUUCGUCUUAUAAUUAUCAAACUCCAUAGGCAGAUUGUCUGUGGUCAGUAGAUUAUGUCUGUUGUCAAGGAGCCAGUAUAUCAAAGGUCAGUUGCUGUGACCUUAAAACUGGAAAUGAUUUCUGCUAAAUAACAAUUUAUUAUUUUGUAUACACUUGUCAAGCUUCAUAGGGUGAUUGCCUAUGGUCAACAAUUGAUCCUUUUUGUUUUGGGAGUCAGUAGGUCAAAUGUCAAGGUUACAGUGGUUUGAAACUGAAAAUGACUUGUGCUCAUUAAGUAAAUUACCCCUUCGCUUAUAGCCUUAAACAUUUUAGGAUGACUGCCUGUGUUUUGUUGAUAUCUCGUAAUGUUUUGUAGGUAAAGUACAUGGUAACUUAGAGACAGAAAAUGGUUUAAGAGGGGAUUAGCUUACAGUCAUCAGACUUAAAAACUGGAAAUGGUUUUUACUCAUUAUGCAAAGAACCCAUUUUAUCAUUUUAUGGCUUAUGGUCUUAAAGGUCAUAGGAUGGUUGCCAGUUGUCAGUAGAUGACCUCUAUUGUUUUUUAUGUCAGUAGGUUAAAGGUCAUGGUCACAGUGAUCUGUUGACGGAAAAUGCUUUCUGAUGAAUAAAGAAUGCUUUGGCUCACAGUCUUCAUAGGCUGGUUGCCUGUAGUCAAAGGACACAGCAUACAAUAACAUAUCCACUUGUCUCUGACAGGCAUUCAUUGGGAGCAUAUGCGUUUUACAAACAGCUCUUGGUAUUGUUUGUUUUUGUUCAUUCAUUUUUAUGUUCAAAGUUAUGUCUGCAGAUAUAAAUAUAUAUAUAUCAUUGUUCAAAAUAAAUCAUAUUUUCCUAA